CACACUGUUUGCAUCAUUUAUAAGUGUUUGAGCUGCAUUUUAUAGACUUUCAACAUGAGAGUUUGCCCGUUUGCACCAGCUGGAGUGUCCCUGCUGCUUGCUGCAUUCUCUCUCACAGUCCACGGCACAACUACAAGAUACUUCACCUUUGAGGAGGACGCACCAGGGACAGAGAUAGGCAAUUUGUCCCAGGAUUUAAAGAUUGAUCCGGCUGACGACCCGGACACAUCAUUCCGCUUCAUGCAGGAGAGCAACUCAUCGGUGAUCCACAUGCGGGAGAGUGACGGACUCCUGAGUGUGGCAGAGAGAAUUGACCGGGAGCAACUGUGCCCCUGGUCCCUCCCUCGCUGCUUCAUCACCUUCGACAUUGUGGCCCUCUCCAGGGAGAAGUUCCAGCUCAUUCACGUGGAGAUCGAGGUGAAGGACAUCAACGAUCACGCUCCAAGCUUUGCGCGCAACGAGACCAGCCUGGAGAUCAUGGAAAACAUGCCCCUGGAGUCCAGGUUCCCGCUGCAGAUAGCUCUGGACCUGGAUGUGGGUGAGAACUACAUUCAGAACUACAACAUCUCCCCCUGCAGCCACUUCGCUGUGGAGGUGCGCGAGGGGGAAGACAGACUGAAGUUUGCGCAGCUGGUGCUGGUCAGGGAGCUGGACAGGGAGGUGGAGGACUCUUACACGGUGAAAGUUACCGCUUAUGAUGGAGGAGUUCCUGCAAAGUCCGGCUCCAUGACGGUAAACAUCAAAGUGUUGGACUUUAAUGACAAUAGCCCGAUUUUCGAGCACAGCUCCCUGAAAGUGGAGCUGAACGAGGAUGCGCCGGUGGGGCACAGAGUUCUCAGAGUGCACGCCUUCGACCCGGACCUGGGAGUCAACGGCGAGGUGACAUAUGCGCUCGCAGAUGGGCUCUCACCUGAAGCCGUCCGUAUUUUCCACGUGGACCCUUACUCAGGUGACGUGACGCUCAGGGCGCCUGUGGACUUUGAGAAGAGGAGGUCGUACGAGCUGCGAGUCACAGCCUCGGACCUGGGGGAGAGCUCCAUCCCGUCCACGUGUCACGUCGUGAUAGACAUCGUGGAUGUGAACGACAACGCGCCCGAGGUCACCAUCAAACCGAUGACCUCCAGCAGCGAUGGGGUGGCCUUCAUCACGGAGGCCGCGGCCGCAGAGAGCUUCGUGGCGCUGAUCAGCACCUCGGACAGAGACUCGGGCUCCAACGGGUACGUGCGCGUCAGCCUGCUCGGGCAUGAGCACUUCGCCCUGCAGCAAGCCUAUGGGGACACGUUCAUGAUCGUCACCACCACCAUUUUGGACAGAGAAAAGAUCCAAGAAUACAACCUGACUGUGGUGGCUGAGGACCUGGGAACGCCCCCUUUUAAGACUCUGAGGCAGUACACGAUCAGUGUGACAGAUGAGAAUGACAACCCCCCUCUCUUCAGUAAGCCCCUCUAUGAGGUUUCAGUGCUGGAAAAUAACAUCCCAGGUUCAUAUAUAACUACUGUUGUUGCGCGAGAUCCAGAUGUGGGGAAAAAUGCCAAAGUGUCUUACAAACUCCUGGACUCAGAGGUCCCAGGAGGGUCCCCCGUGUCCACUUAUGUUUCUGUGGACUCAGUUUCAGGGUCUCUGUACACGCUGAGGUCCUUUGAUUAUGAGACACUGCAGCAGAUUGAGGUGGUCAUCCAAGCAGAAGACAGAGGCUCCCCUUCCCUUUCAAGCACAUCAACAAUCAGGGUUAGAGUCGUCGACCAGAAUGACAACUAUCCAUACUUCACCUUCCCAUUCCUCCUGAACGACUCUGCUGAGGUUCCUCUGCCCUACAACGCACCCUCCGGCUACCUCGCCCUCUGUCUGUCCGCUGAGGAUUCAGACGAGGGAGUGAACGGCAAGCUCACCUACCACGUCGUGCAAGGUGACCCAAAGCUGUUUACCCUGAACAAAAACACUGGUGAGAUUGCUUUAAAGCAGCGGCUGACAGCUGAAAUAGGAGACGUGCUGGAAGUGAGAAUCACAGUGAGCGACAGCGGCAGGUCCCCGCUCUCCAGCGGCGCCACAAUCAGAUUUGUGGUCUCAGACACAAAGCMCCCAGAAGACCAGGUCAACGUUGUGCUGCGGUCGAGCGAGGGGGAAAGCUCCGGCUUUGAUGGCUCGCUAAUUAUCAUCAUUGUGCUCAGCGGAGGCWGUGCAUUGUUGCUAAUUGCCAUAGUUGCUGUGGCUGUCACACGCAAGCUCGGCCRUAGGGGGAGAAGCCGUGGCAGGAAGAGAGACGUGUGCCAGGGUCUGUUUGACGGCAGGCCCCUACCCAUGCUCAGCUCUGCUGAAGCAAACAUUUACACGGGCCAGCAGGGGUUCUUCCAGGAGAGGACAUCUUUGUCUCUGGAUGAGUCCUUCCUGUACGAGGAGAGGAGCAGGGACUCUGACACAAAGAUGUUCCUGCCCUCCAAACAUUUCCAACCAUCAUCUGUGUGGCAAAGUGACAGAUACUGCUUGCAAGUGAGUGGCAUCAACAGCAAUGACCAGCUGAGCGUGAAGGACAGCGGUAAAGGGGACAGCGACUUCAAUGACAGUGACUCUGAUACCAGCGGCGAAGGCGGCAAGAAGAACUUCAGCACGUUCCAACCCAGGCUAAAAAGUGUUGCAAACACCUCAUCCAGGGACUGUCGAGGCAACUACUGUGAUAUCCCACCAAGCUACCUGUCCUCCAGAGACAACACAUACACCAUAGGCUUCUCCCCAGUGUCUGUCUUCAGCAACCCCCACRGCAUUAAAAACGACUGCAGUUAUGGCACAAAUCAACACAAACCAAGAAGCAGCAUGCAAACAUUUUCCAGAUCUGGGACUCUUCCUCCCUACUUCCCUCAGCAGCUGCGUGAUGCCRGUGUCGGACUGGCUGCGGUCCAAAACCAAAGUCCUGAUGUUGAAACUGUGGCGACAGAAAUAGAAGUUGCAACCAUCUUUUAAAAGUAAACCAAAAAGCUGGAAGCUGUAAAUAUGUAGGUGUUUGCAUUGUGUGGUUAGCAGGUGUACAAAUUUGUCAGKGAACAUAAUUAUCACAUAGAUUCUUUUUUUAUUUAUGCUGCUUUAUUUGAUUUUUAAUGAUCUGUAUUCUAGUGUGUUUUUCUAAUAAAAGUCUU
Molecule: messenger RNA, 3128 nt
Organism: Austrofundulus limnaeus
Lineage: Eukaryota; Metazoa; Chordata; Actinopteri; Cyprinodontiformes; Rivulidae
Gene: pcdh8.1
Product: protocadherin 8
Exons: 4
Coding region: 55-2955 (966 amino acids)
Biological process (GO): homophilic cell-cell adhesion
Cellular component (GO): plasma membrane
Molecular function (GO): calcium ion binding
Source: RefSeq, a predicted model, not a curated record